This is a messenger RNA of Diuraphis noxia (Russian wheat aphid), 728 nucleotides long. Its product is annotated as U-Kazal-Dg21.2. The record is from RefSeq and is a predicted model, not a curated record. Lineage: Eukaryota; Metazoa; Arthropoda; Insecta; Hemiptera; Aphididae. Gene Ontology annotation, molecular function: protein binding.
AUGUCAGAUAAUGCCUGUGUGACCAUCGCAUUGGUGUCAGUCAAUGGCAGUCCAGCCGGCGACAAGAAGAUUGGUACCAGCCACAAGCUGAAGACGACCAGCACGACGACCACGAUUUCACCAGCCCGUAAAUGCAAGUCUGAGUGUCCGAACGACUAUAAUCCGAUUUGCGGAUCUGACGGGGCCAAAGUGAACUUGAGUUUCGGCAACAAGUGCGUCAUGGAGAAAUACAACUGCGAGCACAACACGAAACUCACUGUGAAAUUGGAAGCUGAGUGCCCCAACAGCAAAGGCAUCCGGCUUGCUUAACUGCAUGCACGUCCUAUUCAACUACACAGCAAUGUGAAAUAUAAAAAAAAAAAUGUCUAUAUACAUUACAUAUUGGCAAGCAGCACGUGCAGAUAUCGACGAGGAUAAUAGUACCUAUACCGUUCGCAAGAGAAUUCGUCAAUUUUUUAAUUUUUUCCCCUCAACUUCCGCCCACACACGUACAUCAUCGCACACACAUACACACACACACUUACAAGUAUAAAAAAGAUCUAGCACGCAYACACAAACACACGUCAUGCCAACGUUAUUUUAAUAUUUUAUUAUCUAGCUAUUUUUACUAUCACCUACCUAUAUUUGUAAUGAUUAUUUUUCUUCGUCAGACUCAUGUACAUGAUCUCGUGUACAUGUGGAUCGUGUAUAAUAAUAAUAAUAAUAAUAAAUACAUAAAAUAAUUUUAA